This is a messenger RNA of Tupaia belangeri chinensis (Chinese tree shrew), 3663 nucleotides long. It is a transcript of the gene RASSF6, whose product is annotated as Ras association domain family member 6. Lineage: Eukaryota; Metazoa; Chordata; Mammalia; Scandentia; Tupaiidae. The coding region runs from base 181 to 1197 and encodes 338 amino acids. Gene Ontology annotation, biological process: signal transduction. The transcript has 12 exons. The record is from RefSeq and is a predicted model, not a curated record.
CGCGCGCAGCCCAGCCGGGACAGGCAGAGAGGACAGCGCUGCCUGUCCCACAGCCAGAGAUCCUGACCCAGCACGGAGCAAACUCCAAGCAAGCUCAGCCCAACCUCCACGGUGACCAGACUCCUCCUGCUCAGUGUAAAUAACAGGGAAUCAUCAGAUCACCUCAGAAAGGAGAGAGAGAUGUCUAUGAUGGCCCACCAGUACCCUUCUUGGAUCUUCAUCAAUGAGAGGAAAUUCAUAACCAGGGAACAACUUAAUUCUUUAUUGAAGGACUAUAAUAUUUUUUAUGAGAACCAGAAAAACCUGCAUAUUUUAUAUGGACAGACUGAAGAUGGCAAACUAGUUGUUGAAGGAACGUUGGACAUUUUCUGGGGAGUAAAACGACCUAUACAACUGAAAAUACAAGACGAGAAGCAAAUCCCUUCUUUUACUAUGUUGAAGUCACCAGACGUCUUUUCCAGCAAAGGGGGAAUGACGCGCUGGGGAGAAUUUGAUGAUCUUUAUCAUAUUAGUGAGCUGGACCGAACUCAAACUCCAGUACCAGAAACAAGAAAUUCCCAGGAAGACUAUUUGUCUUAUCACAGCAGUACUCUGAAGCCCUACGCAGAUGAGGAGCCAGAAUCCCCACUGCUCUACAGAACUAUGAGUGAAGCAGCCCUGGUGAGAAAAAGGGUGAAGCCUCCAAUGAAGGACAGACGAGACAGAAAGAACCAUAGGGCCUCUAUUAAUGGACACUUCUAUAACCAUGAAACAUCAAUUUUCACUCCAGCCUUUGGAUCAGAAACUAAGGUCAGAAUAAAUAGUAACAUGCGAACUGAAGAAGUAAUAAAGCAACUUCUCCAAAAAUUUAAGAUUGAAAAUAGUCCCCAGGACUUCGCUCUUUACCUUAUUUUUGCAACAGGAGAACGGAGACGGCUAAAGGAGACAGACAUUCCACUACUGCAUAGGCUCAUACAGGGACCUUCUGGAAACAACGCUCGUCUUUUCCUCAUGGAUAAAGACACAGAAGAAAUUAGCAGUGAUGUGGCUCAGUACAUUAACUUUCAUUUUUCUUUCUUGGAGUCCAUUCUUCAAAGAUUAAAUGAAGAAGAAAAGAGAGAAAUUCAAAACACAAAAACGAGAUUCCAUGCAGAAAAGGCUGUUAUAGAAAAAUACCUUCGAAGUAGAAGGGUAAUAAAAACAGAGACAACAGUGUAGCACUCCAGUCCACACUGCUGCUUUUACACUUCCACAAAAAGACUUCAUAUACUGUGCAUAUGCUAAAACAAGACUUGGGCCACAGGUAUCUCCUUGCUGCUGAAUGACUACAAUGAUAAAGCAAAGCAGUUGCAGCUGAAGCCAGGCAGGAAAUGGAGAGACAUGCCCUUCAGCAUCCUUCCUCUUCCACAAGACAGCCCUCCAGGGACUUGAUGUCUGCUAAACCCACCUGAAAAAAAAAUCACCGAGAAUGAAAAAAUGCCACAAAUAUCAUCUGCAAUUUUUUUUAUGAACUCUGUUCUAAAAUGAAGUUUUAUGCAACAUCCUUCUAUCUUCUAAACUACUUCCAGUCGUAUCUCAUAGGCCCUCUAUUAAAUGGUGUGAUUACACUACAUAUACUAAGGAAUAGGCUGUAUAUAAUAAACACAGUUGAAAGAUUAUUAGUAUUCAAGUAUGAAACAGAUUCCAGACAGAGUUAUUACUUCUUAGUAAUAACUGAAAACCUAAACUAGAUGAAAGAGAAAGUAUAUUAUGGCCUAUACAGUCACAGGAAAUCUCUCUUACCAAAUAAAAUAGAGACUCAAAUCUUUAUCCAUUCACCUAUUGAUGAAUAAAGAAGUAGUCUCAUCUCACUAAAAUAAGGCAAAUGUAAUAGUUAAAAUUUAGUAUACUUAUUAAAAUUUCAAGUAGUGUCCAGUACCUGACAUCAAUAUGGUAAAAGAGUCAUCUUUCAAGUAUUGAAAGUCUACCAAAUCCAAACAAAAAGUAUUGACACUUGCAUGGGGAUGGAGGGGGGUAUAAAAAAGUAGGUGGUAUGAAAAGAAAAAUAACAGAAGAGUAAAUGCAAUGCAAAUGAUUAGUGGUUACUACAUGUAUUUAAAAAGAGAGAGAGAGGUUAUUUCUUUAUACCAUGAGCCAGCAAGAGAGAGACAGAGAGGGCCAGCCCUUCCAAUAGAGUCUCAGUGCUAUGACUGGUUCCUAGCCUUCAGCCUCAGAUCAAGGAGGUCUUGGAACUCAACAGUGAGCCCUCCCAUGUGGAAUUGCCUCGCAGAGUGACACGUUUUACCUCUAUGCCACUGUCUGGCCCCCAAAGUCACACCUUAACAGUGAUUAAGUGUACCAGUCUGUGUCUAAUCAGGAGACAGCAAUUACACAGUAACUUCAACAGAGAAGUUUCAUGUAAAGAAUUAUUAAGCUAUGGUAGGAAAGUAAAGAUUAAAAAUGGAAACAGAAUUCUAAAAGAAACCCUAAGGCUAGAGAGAACCCCACAAAUUAAAAUCUUGGAAUGAGGGCUUCAGAAUUCCCUGGAAAACGUGUGGGUGUGGGCCCACUAGGUACAAGGAGUUGGCUAGGUUGCCCAGGCCAGAGCAGGGCCACAGGUGCCCUGCAAGCAGGAAUAACCUCCUGAACGAGGAAGAGCUAAGGCAGGUGGGCAGGUUUGCAGAGGGACUCAGGGUUUUUCCAAAGGGAAUGCAUACAGAAAAGGGGGUACAGCUUUAGCUGGUGCUGAGACUGCGAGCUGGAAGCACCGCCUUUGCGGGAACCUGGUACAGCUGUGUAUGAUGUGGGCUAGAGCUUCUUCAGCUGUUCAGGACAGAGUUCAGCAAGAGGCCCUCUCUGGUCGGACCUGGGGCCUCCUCUGUGAGCUUGCACUGAGCUAAGAUGUGAUGGGCACAAUUUAUCCAAGGGACAGGUCUGCACUGGCACUCCAGAGUAUAGCAUCCCUGCUCAAAGCAAAGCUGAGAAGCAAGCAAGGGAGCAAAUGUUGGAGAAAGCGGCACCCUCCAGGCAGCCAGCACUCUGGCCUGAUCAAUGGCAGGAAAAAGCCUGCGUUCCUGGAUCCUGGCCCGUCAGCUGGGAAUCAGGAAACAGCCCUUGCUGCAAUGUUUCUCCAGCGCCCCCUGCUGACAAAGCACACAUCAUGCAUGCUGCAAAGGAAAUAUUUAAAGGCCCCUGAUCCAUUUUCACAGAGUAGGCAGCAGUGAAUUCAACCCUAGAAACAGUAACGACUGGCAUGUCUACAAAACAUAAAGUCAGGAAAAAUGAAACACACGUUUUGGUACACUAGCAAAGAUUAAGAAAUGAUAAAAUUAAGUACUCAACAAAUCAUGAUGAGAGAAGUACUCUGACUAUUAAUAGAAAUACAAACGGAUAUAAUUUUUUAAAAGCAAUUUCAUAGUUAAGUUUAUCCUGUGAUUCUACUUGUAGGAUCUUAUCAUCUAGAAAUAAUCAGAGAUAUAAAGGCCUUCUUCAAAUAUAUUUAUUACAUCAUUAAAUAUUGUGACAAAUGGAAGUCAAAAGCCUAGACGUUCAAGACAUAGAAAAAAGGCUGAAACGGGAGAAACAUUUCCUCAUUGAAUGUUAUGUACUCAUUAACAUUAUGUUUCCAAAUAAGUUUUAAUUAAAGGAUAAAGUCUAUGUAUCUAAAUAAGAACAUACACAUACAUAAUUUCAGGGUAUUUAUUA